Messenger RNA from Sarcophilus harrisii (Tasmanian devil), 3986 nucleotides. RefSeq names its product ladinin 1 (gene LAD1). Gene Ontology annotation, molecular function: structural molecule activity. Lineage: Eukaryota; Metazoa; Chordata; Mammalia; Dasyuromorphia; Dasyuridae. The record is from RefSeq and is a predicted model, not a curated record. The coding region runs from base 592 to 2442 and encodes 616 amino acids. The transcript is spliced from 10 exons.
UCACUUCCUGCUCUUGGAUUUCUCUGGGCUAAGUCGGUUUACCGGCAGCCGAGCUGAGCGGGUGAGAUCAGCUUGACCCCGAUCCUCGGGUUUCUCGUCCCCUAGCCCGGCUCCCCUGACACCCCCCAUUAGCCCGCGCCACCUGCAGGGGGAGGCAGCUCUGAGCCCCAGCUGGUCCGACUGGUUCUGAGCAGGAAGUCUCCCUCCCUCGCCCGGGGCGGCCAACCAGCCCCAGCUCGGUCCCCGGCGUCUAUCCGCACCGUCCCCGCCUGGGAACCUCCGGAUACGGGAGCCAAGGGCCCCGGACAGCUCCCCCUGGUCGGAGGAGCCCAGCGUCCCUCUGCUUGGGGAGGUGUGACCCGGGCGCCGGAGUCCUUAGUGUCAGCGAGAGGGGGUGUCUGAGCGCGCGGGGGGUGAGAUAAGGGACCAUGUGAUUCACCUGGGCACUGGGCUGGUGCGAGGAGGAGGGACCCAGGGGCAGGUGAGGGAAGGCACAGAGUGGAUAACUGUAGGAGGUGUUUGGAGCCAAAUAGAAGGAGGAAGAGGAGGAGGAGGAGGGUACUGCUCGCGGGACGAAGCUCCCCAGUGACAAUGUCUAUUAAGAGGAAGAACUGGUCAGCGCUGUCAAGCUUGGCAAGGCAAAGGACCUUGGAGGAUGAGGAAGAGCAGGAACGAGAACGUCGCCGACGGCACCGAAAUCUGAGUUCAACCACAGAUGAUGAAGCCCCAAAGGUUGCCCACAAUGGAGAUCAGCCAACAGUGGAGAGGCUCCCAAGCCUGGAGGAAAGUGAGGUUCCCAAGCGUCAUUCAUCCAUCAAAGAUGAAGAGGAUGAGAAUUUCCAGGCAGUUCUAAGAACGAGGCAGGAGAGGCGGCUGCGGAGGCAAGCCAUGGAGGCUUCCCAGUCCUCCAUCAAAGAGCAGCUAGAGGUAGAGAAGAAAAAGGAUAGCCAGAACACGGAGCCAGCCACACAGGAACCCUCAGUGCCUCAGAAGGACAUGGUACCUCCACCCAGACGAAGAUUGAGCGAAAAGCAGAGGGGACCUUGGGCCAUAGAUGAGAAGAGUUCAGAGGGAGGAGAGACAAAGACUGUGAAGGCUUUGGACCAAAAAACAGUAUCGACCCCAGAGAAGACACCAGCCCAGGACCAGACAGCUCCAGAGAGAAAAAGAUCAACAGAGAAGAUGCCGGCCCCAAACCAGGCAACUCCAGAGAAAACAUUCACUUCAGAGAAGAUACCAGCCCAGGACCAGACAGAUCCAGAGAGAAAAAAAUCAACAGAGAAGAUGCUGGCCCCAAACCAGGCAACUCCAGAGAAAACAUUCACUUCAGAGAAGAUACCCGCCCAGGACCAGACAGCUCCAGAGAGAAAAAGAGCUUCAGAGAAGACAUUACCCCAAGACCAGACAACUCCAGAGAAAAAAUUAACUUCAGAGAAGAGAUCUGCUUUUGAGAAAGCAUCAUUCACAGAAAAGACAUUGGUUCCUGAGGAAGCAUUAGCCCCAAAGAAGGUUUUAGCUGGAGAGAAGGCAUUGACUUCAGUGAAGACAUCAAGCCUGGAGAAGGUAUUAGUUUCAGAGAAAGGGUCAGUCUCUGAGGAGUCUUUAAUCCCAAAGAAGUUAUCAACUCGAGAGAGAGCACUGGUUUUUGAGAGGACAUCAGCUCAGGAGAAAGCACUGAUUCCAGAGAAGGGCUCAGUUCGGGAAAAAGUAAUAGCCUCCAGGAAACUGGGCCUGGAGCAGCCUCCAGUUCAGACUCCAGAGCAAAAGGACUCUGAGAAAGAUGUUACAGAAAAGAAAGAGCCAAAAAGAAGGGAGACCUUAGAGAAGUCACCCUCUUCAGAGGCACCUAGAGAGGAAAUGAAGUCUGAACCUCAGCCAGUGGCUUCUCGUUUCCGACCCUUCACCCUUCAGGUGAAAAUCCCAAGCAAAGAGGAAGAAACUGAAGUGACCUCUCCAAGCCAGGGCACCUACAGCAGCUCCCUCACACGCUCCAGCCCUAGAACCAUCUCCUUUCGGAUGAGCACUAGGAAAGAAAACCCAGAGACAACAUUUACCCGUAGUGCCAGCGUGAGGCUUCCGAGCAACACAGUCAAAUUAGGGGAGAAGUUGGAGAGAUACCACACAGCUAUACAGAGAUCAGCAUCUGUCAAGUCUCCAGGCUCUUCCCGGACUGAGUUCUUUGUGGCUCCUGUUGGGGUGGCCAGCAAGAGGAGCCUCUUUGAGAAGGAGCAGGUCAGGAAUAGCAAGGCUGAGCCAGCAUUGAGCAGGAAGGAAUACCUGAGACUCUCAGAUGUGAAGACCUCACGGCUCAACCUAUGGAUCAGCAGAACCCAGGAUUCUGGAGGAGACCAGGACUCUCAGGACAUAAAGAAGGAGGCAGUAACUACCAAGAAGAACUCUUGGGGAAAGCAAGCCACUUCUCCUCCAGAUAGCCAGAUCUGACAGGCGUGUCCAGAUGAGAGGGGCUGAAUCUGCAGCCUACAUGCCAGGCCCGGGUAUUUGGUCAAUGCUGUCCACUUCACAUUACUCCCUGCAAAGCUUCCUUUCUAGUCCGGGAAUCUCAGAAUUGACUUGACUUCAGUCCCUGGAGCACCCAAGAAUACUUGAGAGAAAUAUCACUGCCAAAAAGGGUGAAAAGGGAGAGAGAGCAGGAUACCCCAGGGGAAUCUCACCCAGUUCCUCCUUUGCUGAAACUCUUGGACCCAGGAACACGUCGACAUCUUCACAUUCUACUAUAGGCACUCUGACACCUUUGGAAACACUGGACAGGGGAUCGAAGGCCUUGUCACUCCACUCAAACCCUCUCUGACCUAGCAAGGAAGGGAGAAACUAUCCUGAUCAUCCCUGUGGGAGAUUCUAGGAGGGAAAGAGGAAGGCUAAAGAUAGCUAGAACAGCCCUGAUAGGGGUUGAAGAAUUAUGGCACCUUCAGUCUAGACUGAAUCCUCACUCAUCAUUAAUGUGUCCAGCAGGGCUACCCUCUGGAAGGUCUGCAUCCUUAGUAUUGCCUCCCACCUCUGCAAGUAACUCCAUCUGCCUCUGAUUUACCUCCCUACCUACAUCCUGUCCCUCACUAGCUCCCAAGACCAGCCAUCCUGUCCAUUCUUAUCUACCCUAGGGCCAAAUGGUGAGGGAGAGAAUUUUGACUUUGAUGUGUCCAGAUGCCCGUUCUUCGGUUUCUUCCUCACCUUUAAGGCAGUUCCUUAGCUUCACUCUUCCCUUGCUCUUUUUCUGUGCUUCCCUACCAAAAUUUGCUUUCAGGAAAGUAUCCGAUAAGUACAUUUGUGUGAAGGUUUAAGUAACCAAAGAAGCUUCAACUCUUCUCCCUCCCAGAGGAGUUUGGUUUUAAACAAGGACCAAAGCUUUAAACUAUGAAGAUUAAACCAGAUGUGGAAGUCUUAUCAGUGCCCUUGAAAUUGCUGUUUAUUUCCGGUUCUCUCUGUAGUCCAAUGUCGGCUGGACCAUUUUGCUUCAUUGUCUGUUGGGAAGGGACCUAGAGGCCAGAAUCAUCCCAUAGGGUCACUCCUGCCUGCUCAGGAUACAAAACUGAUGUUAUUUAAUGCCAGCUCUCUGUGACUUUUAUGAUGCUUGUUCACUUUGUGGAUGCUCCAAAGCUGGGGUUCAUUGCCAUCGAUGAACGCCUAUUAACUUGAUACAUUGACCCCUAUAUGCUCAGGAAAUUUUUUAGAAGCUUCAUUUCCACUGCUGAUUGAGUGAUAGUCUUCUGUAAAUCCCUUGCCAUGUUUCAGAUGCUUUUGCAUCGAUUUUGGGGGCAUCUGUUGUUCUAGAGUGGGGUUGGAACCUGUGAACCAUAUAAAGCCCACAAAAUCAUUUGCUAAGGCAAUCUCAGGCAAUGGUGAUUUGAAAGCUAGGUGCAACAACUUCCCACUGCUUUAGUUCUAUAAGAUGAUAUUUUUUAUGGCCUGCGAAUGAUGUUAUAGAUAUCCAAAUGAUUUUUGGCAAAAAAAAAAUGUUUUCCAUCACUGUU